AUGGGAUCUGACAAGAGACUACGCUUUGCCGUCAUCGGCGCCGGUCUGAUCGGGCCUCGCCAUGCUCAGACAGUCAUGGAGAGCCCCGACACGGAGCUCGUGGCCAUCGUCGACCCGCUCGAGAGCAGCGCUACGUUGGCGAGGGACCUGGAUACAGCUCACUACCAAAGCGUCACUGAUCUGCUGGCCUCGCCCGCCAAGCCAGACGCGGCCAUCAUCUGCACGCCGAACCACCUGCACGUCCCGCUGGCCAAGAAACUUGCCUCGGCCGGCGUCCACGUCCUCGUCGAGAAGCCCGUCAGCGUAGACAUCACCAGCGGCAAGGACCUCGUCCGACACGUCUCCGCCACGGGCGUCCGUGCUCUAGUCGGGCACCACCGCCGGUUCAACCCCUACAUGGUCGCUGCCAAGGCGGUCGUCUCGUCCGGCACGCUAGGGACGAUCAUGGCCGUCAACGGGCUCUGGGCCCUCCGCAAGCCGGAUGAGUACUUCCAGCAUCCCGCGGCGUGGCGCCAGACGGAGGCCGGCGGCGUCGUGCUCAUCAACAUGGUCCACGAAGUCGACCUGCUGCACUUCCUCUUCGGGCCCAUCACGAGCGUCCACGCCGAAAAAACGCUCUCGCAGCGCAGGUUCGAGGCCGACGAAGGCGCAGCAUUGACACUGCGCUUUCGGUCAGGCGUCGUCGGCAGCUUCGUCGUCGCCGACACAGUCGCAUCGCCUUGGAAUUUCGAAUCCGGGACGGGUGAGAACCCCAUGAUACCCAAGGCGGGCCAGGACUGUUACCGCAUCCUCGGCACCGACGGCAGCCUCAGCGUGCCGGACAUGACCGUCUGGUCGUACGGCACAGCCCCCAAAUCGUGGACGUCCGAGCUGGUGCAAGAGACGAUGCCUGUGGAGAAUGGCACGCCUUUUGAGCGGCAGCUUGAGCACUUUGUCGGAGUCAUCCGUGGCCAGGAGGUCCCCAGCUGUACUCUGCAGGCUGGCCUCGGGGCGUUGAUGGUCUGCGAAGCGAUCCGACGAGCGCUCAAGGACAAUUCGACCGUGCAGGUUGAGCAAUUUUCUCUGUAG
Molecule: messenger RNA, 1068 nt
Organism: Verticillium alfalfae VaMs.102
Lineage: Eukaryota; Fungi; Ascomycota; Sordariomycetes; Glomerellales; Plectosphaerellaceae
Product: quinate utilisation oxidoreductase QutH
Exons: 1
Coding region: 1-1068 (355 amino acids)
Molecular function (GO): nucleotide binding
Source: RefSeq, a predicted model, not a curated record